This is a messenger RNA of Salvelinus fontinalis (brook trout), 3051 nucleotides long. RefSeq names its product zinc finger protein 883-like. Gene Ontology annotation, molecular function: RNA polymerase II cis-regulatory region sequence-specific DNA binding; DNA-binding transcription factor activity, RNA polymerase II-specific. The coding region runs from base 187 to 1956 and encodes 589 amino acids. Lineage: Eukaryota; Metazoa; Chordata; Actinopteri; Salmoniformes; Salmonidae. The transcript is spliced from 4 exons. Gene Ontology annotation, biological process: regulation of transcription by RNA polymerase II. The record is from RefSeq and is a predicted model, not a curated record.
GCAGGCGCGCAUCAUUCUUCAGAAUAAAGGAUACGUCAGAAUUGUGUAGUCGAGACGACAACUUCUGUGUCCUUUUCAAAUAUAUUAGUACUGGUAUGUAAUAGCACGUUAUAAUAUCGGAAGAACAUGUCAUAACAUGCUAGGUAACAAAUACGUCAAGGUAUUAUCACGUUUGGUGAAGGAUUUAUGUGCUAUUUUGGUGUCAAAACAGCGUAUGAGGCCGGUAACAUCAACAGAGAGGACAAACCCAGCCUGCCUCUCUCUUUCCACACUGAGUCCAAACCUACAGUCACUGGGUUGGGUCCUGAUUGUGACAGUGGAGCCCAGUUUGCACCGCAGGAUCCAGAGAUGGCAACAGUGAAGCUGGAAGAGUGCAGUCAAACAAUGGAGCUGAAUGUCAACAUUAAAGAUGAAGAAGAAGAGGAGAAGAUUGGGACAUCUGUUAAUGAUGGACGACUAGAAUUAAGUCUGAGGGCGGUAACAUCAACAGUGAGGACAAACCCAGCCUGUCUCUCUCCUUCCACACUGAGUCCAAACCCACAGUCACUGGGUCCUGAUUGUGACAGUGGAGCCCAGUUUGCACUGCAGGAUCCAGAGAUGGCAUCAGUGAAGCUGGAAGACUGCAGUCAAACACUGGAGCUGAAUGUCAACAUUAAAGAUGAAGAAGAGGAGGAGAAGAUUUGGAAAUCUGUUUCUCAUGGAGACCAUGUUGAGACAUUCUCUACAUCCAGAGAGCAACAGCAGGAAGAUCACAGAGCUAAGAGGUCUCACCUCUGCCCACAUUGUGUGGAGAUUUUCCCAAUUCUAUCAAAGCUAAAAAUACACCUAAAAAUACACACAGGAGAACAUCUGUAUUCCUGUACUGACUGUGGGAAGAGAUUCACAACACCAGGAGCUUUGGCAGUUCAUCAGAGAGUGCACACUGGAGGGAAGCCUUACUCCUGCUCUGACUGUGGAAAGAGUUUCUCUCUACUGGGCAACUUAAAAACACAUGAACGUAUACAUACAGGAGUGAAGCCUUACUCUUGCUCUGACUGUGGAAAGAGUUUCUCUCUACUGGGCAACUUAAAAACACAUGAACGUAUACAUACAGGUGUGAAGCCUUACUCCUGCUCUGACUGUGGACAGAGUUUCUCUCGACUGGGCCACUUAAAAACACAUGAACGUAUACAUACAGGAGUGAAGCCUUACUCGUGCUCUGACUGUGUAAAAUGCUUCACAACAUCAGCUCAGCUAAAAGAUCAUCAGAGAACACACACAGGAGAGAAGCCUUACUCUUGCUGUGACUGUGGAAAGAGUUUCUCUCUACUGGGCAACUUAAAAACACAUAAACGUAUACAUACAGGAGAGAAGCCUUACUCCUGCUCUGACUGUGGGACAAGUUUCUCUCUACUGGGCCACUUAAAAACACAUGAACGUAUACAUACAGGUGUGAAGCCUUACUCCUGCUCUGACUGUGGAAAGAGUUUCUCUCUACCGAGCACCUUAAAAACACAUGAACGUAUACAUACAGGAGUGAAGCUUUACUCCUGCUCUGACUGUGUAAAAUGCUUCACAACAUCAGCUGAGCUAAAAGUUCAUCAGAGAACACACACAGGAGAGAAGCCUUACUCCUGCUCUGACUGUGGAAAGAGUUUCUCUCGACUGGGCCACUUAAAAAGACAUGAACGUAGACAUAUUGGAGUGAAGCCUUACUGCUGCUCUGACUGUGUAAAAUGCUUCACAACAUCAGCUGAGCUAAAAGUUCAUCAGAGAACACACACAGGAGAGAAGCCUUACUCCUGCUCUGACUGUGGAAAGAGUUUCUCUCGACUGGGCCACUUAAAAAGACAUGAACGUAUACAUACAGGAGAGAAGCCUUACUCCUGCUCUGACUAUGGGAAGAGUUUCUCUCAAAUUGGCCAAUUUAAAAGCCACCAAGGUAAACAAAGGAGAGAAGUCUUGACACUGAUCUGACUAUAGAGAACACACAAAGGAGAGAAGCCUUACCACUGAUCUGACUGUAGAGAACACACAAAGGAGUGAACCUUACUUCUUCCUUGAGGUUUUUAAGCAAACCAGACGGCACAACACCAUUUACAAACAAAGCAUUUGUGUUUAGUGAGUCCGCCAGAUCAAAGGCAGUAGGGAGGACCAGGGAUGUUAUCUUGAUAAGUGAGUGAAUUGGACCAUUUUGUGUCAUGCUAAUCAGAAAAAAAUGUAACUAGUACUUUUGGGUGUCAGGGAAAAUGUAUGGAGUAAAAAGUACAUUAUUUACUUAAAGAAUUUGCGAAAUAAAAAUAAAAGUUGUACAAAAUAUGAAUAGUUAAGUAUAGAUACCCAAAAAAACUACAUAAGUACUUUACGCCACUGCAUGCAUCCAUGCUGUGUGUCCGCAUUGCAGGCUGGUGGUGUGAUGGUUGGGGUGUGUUUUCAGGGCACACAUUGGGCCCCUUGAUAAAAGUUGAGCAAUGUUUGAAUGCCACAGGAUAUCUAAAUAAUCAUUGCCAAUCAGGUUCCUCCCUUCAUGGCAGCAGUUUAUCCAUCUGCAAGUUGAUUUUUAUCAGGAUUAUGCCACAAGGCUUGUCCAGGACUGGUUCCAAGAACAAGAACAGUACAGUGAAUUCAGCUCACUGAAUUCACUGUAAUUUUGCAUCUGUGGGAGGAGAUGGAACGAGCUAUUCAGAGUAGAUCCACUCCCAGCUAACUUGACACAAUUGCAGGAAGCAUUGGAGUCAACACGGGCCAGCAUCUCUGUGGAACGCACACAACACCUUGGACAGUCCAUGUCCGACGAAUUCAGGUUGUUCUGAGGACAAAGGGGGGGUGCAACUCUAUAAGGAAGGUGUUCCUAAUGUUUUGUGCACUCAGUGUAUAUCAGAUAAAGAUGGUGUGAUGAUCAGCUUUCAGCAUUAGUUUGGGUGGAUUAUUUUAUAUUACUAAAUACGUUUUGUUUAAUGAUAAAUGUAGAGCUUGUAUGUAUAUUAUGUAUUAUUAGUGUUUCAUGUUUGUCCCCAGGAAGAGUAGCCGCUGGUGAUCCUAAUAAAUUACUAAAUUGUACUAAAUGUAUCA